AUGGCCAACAAAGCCGAUGACAAAGCGAUCACCACGCACGAUGAAAUCAACAGCCUCAAUCUCCCGCCGACAACACACAAAUUCAAGUUCUCAUCGAAAUCCAAAACCCAGGAUGGCGACGUGGCAUUGAAACUUUUCCAAAAUGCCGAUGACUUGCACGAACCGAUUGAUCCAGUCGAAGAGAAAAAACUCAUCCGAAAAAUCGAUCUUCUGAUUCUUCCCUUGAUCGCGGUCAACUACGCUUUCUUUUACAUUGACAAAACCACACUGUCAUAUGCCGCAAUCUUUGGCAUCAGAGAAGAUCUCAACCUUCAUGGAACCCAAUACAAUUGGCUGAGCAGUCUUUUCUACUUUGGCUUCCUUGCCUGGGCAUUUCCAACCAACUUCUUGAUGCAGAGAUUACCAUUGGGUAAAUAUCUCGGUUUCAACAUUUUUCUAUGGGGAUUCUUCCUGAUUCUCCAAGCCGCCUGCAACAGCUUCGCCACUCUUGGGGUUCUCAGAGCGUUGGCAGGAGCAGCAGAAGCAUGCUCGGAUCCCUCAUUCAUGCUGAUCACAGUCAUGUGGUACACGCGACGAGAGCAACCCUUGCGGAUCGGACUAUGGUACACAGCAAAUGGUGCCGGGAUCGCCCUGGGUGGCCUCCUAGGCUAUGGAAUCGGUCACAUCAAAGGUGCAUUGGCAUCAUGGCGCUACGAAUUCAUCAUUGUUGGCUCUUUGUGUUGCGCCUGGGGCAUUGUCAUCGGCAUCUUCAUGCCCGAUUCCCCCGUAACAGCGAAGUUUCUGAAUGAUCGAGAAAGGAGGAUUGCCGUCGAGAGAUUGAAGAGCAAUCAAACCGGUAUCGAGAAUAAACAUUUGAAGCCUUAUCAAGUCCUGGAAGCUUUCAUGGACAUCAAACUCUACCUCUUCUUCAUCCUAGGCAUGGUGUGCAACAUUCCCAACGGCGGCAUCUCGAAUUUCGGCACCAUCAUUAUCAAAGGCUUCGGAUUUUCCACCCUCGUCACAACCCUCAUGCAAAUCCCCUAUGGCUGCUUCAUCAUCCUUUCCAUCCUUUUAUGCGUGUUCUUGAACGACCGUUUCCCAAACAACAACCGAUGCCUAUUCAUCCUGUUGUUUCUCUGCCCCAACAUUGCCGGCGCAUUUGGAUUGCGUUUCGUCGAUCAAUCGCACCAUGCAGGCCGAUAUAUCUGCUACUUGCUCACGGGGCCAUACAACGCGGCGUUCGUCAUGAUUCUGUCGCUGCAAAUUGCCAAUACAGGCGGCCACACGAAGAAAGUUGUCACAAAUGCCGUUCUCUUCUUGGGUUAUUGUACCGGUAACAUCGCCGGUCCGUUCUUCUAUAAGACGGACCAGGCACCGAACUAUGAGUUGGGCAUUUGGAGUAUGAUCGUCAGUCACUUACUCGAAGUCUGCGUCAUCAUCACAUUCUGGGUCUUAAUGAGUCGCGAGAACCGGAGACGUGAUAAGAUCCAGGCGCAAGAGGAGGGAGGGUUGGAGGGCAGAGAUCUCGAUGCCACAGCUUUUGGGGAUCUGACAGAUCGUGAGAAUUUGAAUUUUAGGUAUAUCUACUAG
This is a messenger RNA of Rhinocladiella mackenziei CBS 650.93, 1569 nucleotides long. RefSeq lists its product as uncharacterized. Gene Ontology annotation, molecular function: transmembrane transporter activity. Lineage: Eukaryota; Fungi; Ascomycota; Eurotiomycetes; Chaetothyriales; Herpotrichiellaceae. Gene Ontology annotation, biological process: transmembrane transport. The transcript has 7 exons. The coding region runs from base 1 to 1569 and encodes 522 amino acids. The record is from RefSeq and is a predicted model, not a curated record. Gene Ontology annotation, cellular component: membrane.